Centruroides sculpturatus (bark scorpion) is the source of this 1880-nucleotide messenger RNA. RefSeq lists its product as uncharacterized. Bases 138 to 1355 code for a protein of 405 amino acids. NCBI's taxonomy places the organism in Eukaryota, Metazoa, Arthropoda, Arachnida, Scorpiones, Buthidae. The record is from RefSeq and is a predicted model, not a curated record. The transcript has 5 exons.
GAUGUUGUCGGCAUACAACGUGAUUCGUAAAGAAGUAAAGAAAGCAUUCGACGUUCUUAAAGGAGUUUUUGCUGUUAAUAAACCUAAAAAUACGAGUUGUGAUGACGUUUUACGUAUAAUAACUCUUCAACUUAGUGAUGGAUUUUUUUGCUAUUAAUAAACUGAUAAUGGAUCAUUUAGAUAUUAAAUCCGAAGAAUUUUGGAUGAAAUGCACAACUCGGCAAUUCUAUCAACUAUUAGAAUCUGAAUAUUCAGAAUUAGGAUUAGAUUCCAGAAUUAGUAGUGAUUUUAAAUUUGCCGUAAGUUUAGGAAUUCAACAUAUCGAGGACGUGUGUAAAAUAUGUUCAAAAAAAUGUAAAAUAAUGUAUAGAAGUGAUAGAAAUUCAUGUGUUUUGCGAUGUCAUAACUGUAGGUAUAACAGUUCAGCCUUUGAUGGCACGUUUAAAGGAAAAUGUGGUAAAAUUUCAUGGGCAGCAAUAUUGUCAUUUAUAUGGCACUAUGUAGGAUUGGAAUGUACUUCAACAAAUUCUGCUGUUGCUGCAGGAAUUUCUAAGAAGGCGGCAGUUGAUUGGUGUAAUUAUAUACGUUUUGUAAUGCUUGUUGCUUUGUAUAAUAUGACUUCGUUCAAAAUUGGAGGUCCCGACAAAACAGUGGAAAUUGAUGAAACAGUUAUAUGUAAAAGAAAAUAUGAAAAAGGCCAUAAAUUAAAAAGUACCAAAUGGGUAGUUGGAGGUAUUUGUAGAGAAGACAACAGUUGCUUUAUUUGUCAAGUAAAUGACCGUUCAGAAACAACUCUCAACUGGAUAAUAUAUAAAUUUGUAAAUUCGGGAAGUGUAGUUAUCACUAAUGAAUGGAAAGGUUAUAACAACAUAGAUAAAUUGGAAGGAAUAAAUAUUGAACACAGAACAGUCAAUCAUUCAGAAAAUUUUGUGAACCUGACUACAGGAGUUCAUACCCAAAAUAUUAAAAGAUUAUGGGGUUAUUUAAAGAAUGAGAAAAAUUUGCCUAAACAUUAUACAGAGGAUCUUUCAGAUUCUUAUAUGUAUUCGUUCAUGUAUAAAAAGUUCUUGAAUUGGCCGUCAAAAAACCCUGGAGAAAGGUUUUAUAUUUUCAUUAAGCACUUACGUAAUAUAUAUCCCGGUUCUGGAAAAAUACCAAUAUGGAAAGAACCUGAGAGUGUACCUUCUCCUCCAGUAUCUAUAAAUAAGGAGAAAGGAAAAAAAGAAAAUGGAAAUAAAGGCAAAUUAACAGAUAAAAUGGAUAAAAAUAGGAAUGAUAAAAGAAAAUCUACUUGUAAAAAGGAGUCUACAUCGGAAAAAAUCAAACGUCAUAUAAAAGAAACUAGUGAUCAAUAAUGUAAGUAAUUUUAUUAUUUUGUAAUUUUAUAUAGUCUAUUUAAUAAAUAUUGAAAUAUUACCAAUCUCAUAAUUGAAGAAAGUAAAUCACGUAGCAUUAUUUUGAUUAAUUCUCAUUACAGAAUAGUAUUCAAAAUGGCAACAGGAAGCGCUGCCAUUUUGGCUACCUAAGAUUUUGGCUUUCCUCUUCAUGAUUUUGGAUUUAAACUUCAUCAUGGUGGAAUUUUGGAAUAUCCAGCAAGUGGUGUUUUAGUAUGUGGUCUUGGUAAAGCUGCAGAAAGUAAAAUGAAAUAUAUCUCGAAAGGAGAAAAGACAUACAACAUCACUAUUAAACUUGGUCAAGCUACUGAUACUCAAGACUUUCAUGGAAAAAUUAUUGAAGAAAAACCUUUUGGUAAGUACAUAUUUAUGUUUUUAAAGAUAUUAAUAAUAAGGCUAUUUGAUUACAAUAAAAAAUAUUUUAUAAGAAAAUAUAGUUACUUAGGCAUUGCCUAGGAAAAACAAUAUAAAAUUUGAAAGAGAAAC